This is a messenger RNA of Ichthyophthirius multifiliis, 399 nucleotides long. RefSeq lists its product as hypothetical. Lineage: Eukaryota; Ciliophora; Oligohymenophorea; Hymenostomatida. The transcript is spliced from 2 exons. The record is from RefSeq and is a predicted model, not a curated record.
AUGAAGCAUCCUUAAUUUAUAAUUAAUGAACGACUUCUCUUAAAUGUUCAAUUUAAGAAAUUUCUUUCUAAUUUAAUAUAUUUUAUUAAUAUAAUUGUUAUUGUUAUUGUUAUUGUUAUUGUUAUUGUUAUUGUUAUUGUUAUUGUUAUUGUUAUUGUUAUUGUUAUUGUUAUUGUUAUUGUUAUUGUUAUUGUUAUUGUUAUUGUUAUUGUUAUUGUUAUUGUUAUUGUUAUUGUUAUUGUUAUUGUUAUUGUUAUUGUUAUUGUUAUUGUUAUUGUUAUUGUUAUUGUUAUUGUUAUUGUUAUUGUUAUUGUUAUUGUUAUUGUUAUUGUUAUUGUUAUUGUUAUUAGCAAACCUUGGUUUUUCAUUAACAGAGCAUAGUUAAUUACUAAGUACUGA